Messenger RNA from Cyanistes caeruleus (blue tit), 4334 nucleotides. The record is from RefSeq and is a predicted model, not a curated record. Lineage: Eukaryota; Metazoa; Chordata; Aves; Passeriformes; Paridae.
AUUGCUCUGCCACCGCACUGCCAUUUCGCCUCUUCGUCCUCCUCUCGAAAAGGCAGACGAGGCUUCCAAAUCCUAAAUUGCAUUUUGUCUAACCCCUCCCCUAUUCCGGCUGCUUGCUCAUGCAGCCACCCACGGAUCCGACACAGAAAUGUGUGAAGCGAGGCAGGGAGUGCUGCUGCCAGUGCAGAUUCCAGCUCCUCUCCAGGCGCCCGGUGCCCUGACACGGUGUCGCUCCCGGACACAGCCGAGCUUUGGCUCAUCAUGAACACGUAAGCGUUUCUCUCCCGCUCCUUCUCAUCACCCCGCACUCCAAGAAGGAGAAAGGAGAGGUGCGGGGCUGCGGAUGAGCGCGUCUUUGUGCCCCUGCUGUCCGUGCGGGCUGACAGAGGCGGCAUUGUUCGCAGGCUGUGCCCGCCUGGCAGCCGCGGGAGCUGGGAUCUGCGCCCUGCAUGCGGAAUCGGUGAGCGGCCGAGGAGCCCCAGAGCUGCAUUAACCCCGCAGCGCCUUUGGAACAGCCUCUCCCUCCUGCUGUCGGCUGCACAGUGCAGACUGGGUCUAGGAUGAGGAGCCCUUGUUAAUCAAAGCCCAGAAGCUUUUGCUUCCUCACUGGGAGAGCCUGUAUGAAGACCUGUGUGGGUGAUGUUAUAAGAAACAGAAGGUGCAUGCAGCACAGAUGUCAGUCUUCUACAAGGAGUAACUUCUUCAACCCCAAGUGAUACCAGCUCCUGCUAGUACCAUGGGGCUAGAGGGUGUUUUUUUAGGCAGUGGACAGAUCCACGUGAUCCUGUGGGGAAGUUUGGCAGCCAUGACGACACUCUUGUUCCUCACCUUCCUCAUCUUCCUUUGCUCCAGCUGCAAUGGGGAAAAGAAGGCCAAAAAUCAGAAUGGAGAUCAUGAAAACCUGAUGAAUGUGCCUUCCGAGAAGGAGGUUUUCAGCCAUUCCAUCACAAGUUCAGCUACAGAGCCUCCCCCAAACAGUGAACAGAACGGAGCACUCAGCAACGGUGAGGUUCUUUCUGAGGACAGCACAGCUGCCUGUAUCCAGCCUUAUGAAGAAGUACAGACAUCUGAUCUACUAGAUCAACAGGAUAGUCUUGGAAAGUCUAUAAAAUGUCACCAGAGCCGGGAACUACCCAGUAUUCCCCCUAACAACCCCAUGGAAACUAUCAUCUCAUCUAGAAAUGCAGAAAAUGAUCAAGGUCUUGGAAUGGAAGGGCCUUAUGAAGUCUUGAAAGACAGCUCCUCUCAGGAGAACAUAGUUGAAGACUGCUUGUAUGAAACUGUGAAGGAAAUUAAAGAUGUUGGAGCAGUAGUCAGCAUGGAAGGGAACUGUAACAGCAAAUCAAAGACUUCACUGACAGUUUCUGAAGGUCAGAAUCAGAUUCCUGAGUGCAGAAUUGAGUCAGCAGAAUAUGCAUCUGUUGACCGAAAUAAGAAGAGUCGCCAAAGUGCAAAUUCAGAAAGUCCCCUUGACAACAUACCAGAUGUAGAAGAUGAGCUUCCCCCUCCAGUACCCAUGAAACUUCUUGAUGAAAAUGAGAAUGUGCAAGAAAAAGAUGUGGAAGAAGAAGUGACAGAAGGAGCAAGUAAACCAGAAAAGAGGCUUAGUUCAGUGUCUUACAAGUCUCGAGAGGAAGAUCCAUCUCUUACAGAAGAUGAGAUCUCAGCCAUGUACUCAUCGGUGAGUAAGCCGGGACAGGCCAUCAAGGCACUGGACUCUCCUUACACCUGCAUUCAAGAAAUCACAUCUCAGAGGUCGCCGUCUAUUUGCAGUGGCCUCUAUGCAAGUGUGAAAGACUUUGAAAACACCCUAAAUUCUACCACUGUGCCUCAGUCAGCGGACAGACCAAAUGGGGAGCUGGAGCCGGACUAUGAAGCUAUCCAGUCAGUGAGCCAAGAAGAAGACAGGACCUUGUCUGUGCCUAACACAAACCACACUGCUCUUUCAGGAGAGAAUGACUAUGAGAGCAUAGGGGACUUGCAGCACCACAGGGAAUUCACCAGACUUUAACUACUCCGGCAGCAGAUUUCCCCACUGUUAUUUUCAAAGGACAAGUGAAACAUGGAGAGGGAAGUGCUUUUCCUUUUGAGGAACAAAGCUAAGUUUGGAACACAAGUUGUGAAGAAGCAAUGUAUAUUUCAGCCAGGGUGUGAUAGCCGCUGGUUUUUCUGAGUGGUGGUUCAAGGCUCAUGGGAAAGGGUACGUCAGGUCAGAAAGAUGACCAGGACAAUGUAAAGGUUUCUUUAUCAUUACUAGCUCCAAGGCAAAUGUAAUUUGGGGAGUACCAUGCUUGUCGUCCUGAAAGGAUUAUGUACCAAAAAGACUACCUUUACACAAAACUAGCUUCUCAUUUUAAGAGAUUAUUUUAUGUCAUUUUCUUCAAAGUGUUUUUCAAGCAUAAUUUUUCAUUCAAGUUUCGGCAUCCACAAUGUUGAGCAAACCACGGAUAAUUGUACCUCAACUCAGACUUUCUUUGCAGGGCUGGGGAAGAUGCACUCACUUCUGAGUCUUUUGGGGAGCUCUGUUCACUUUCACUGCAACUAAAGUGCAAACAGCAUUAGUUCACAAGGGGCCGACUUACAAAUGUACUUGAAUUAAUUCUGCUGGCUUUUUCUUUUUUCUUUUUUUUUUUAAUGUCAAGGGCUGUAGAAUGUGACUUGCAGUAUUUGAGAUGUGUACUGGUAUUUGUAGGGGUUUUGUUUGAUUAUUUGUGAAAUAUCCCUUUAAAAUGGCAGUGGUCACCCUUAGCAUUCUUGCACUGUUUCCCUCAAACGGACACAAACAACUACACAUACACACCCCAGACCAUUGUCAUGUUGCAAAAAGCUGUGCAAAUGAAUGCAUUGGCAUAAUGUGUAGACUAACCUUAGUAGUGUUGAGUAAUUUUUUUGCAGAAUUUUGCCCUUUUUAAAGACUUAAAUAUUUUAAUAUGUUUGUCUAGUUUCUUAUAUAGGAAAAAUUAUGUACUGUGUUGAGUGUAUAAUAUUUUUAUUUUUUACAACAUAUUUUUCAUCUUCAGAGUUUUUGUAGAUUAACUUACUGGGGUUUGUAACAGGAGGAAUCCCAUUCUUUAUUUGGGCUUUAUUUGGUUUUGUUUUUAAGAUUUUUUUCCUAUUUCAAAAGUAGAUAAAUGAAAAUUGCUUUGGGGUUGUUUUGUUGGCUUUUUCUGUCUCCUUGAGCAGGGAUAUGGAACAUGCCUUGCAGUUUUUAAGCUAAAAUCAUAGAGUCUGUGUUAAAGAACACUGCCAAAGGGCAAAAAAGAGGCAAAAGAGACAGUGGGAUUUAGUUUGGUAUAGCCACUGGUCUUCUUUGUUCUUCUGCUAAAAGGCAGAACAAGGGGCAACCAAGACCUUCUUGGGCCUCUGACAAGCAGUUUGAAAGCCACUGGCUUUUCAAAAAUGCUGAGUUAUUCUGUUACUGUGAAAAGCAAAGUACAGUGUUUAGAUGAAAUACGCAGGUACUGGAUUGGUACUUUUUUUCUUCAAGAAUAAUACAAUAAAUAGUACAAUGGUACAAGAAUAGUCCAGCAGGAAAGAACUAGCAUUGUGUGACAUGCAUGUGCACAUAUCCCCAUGUAUAUAAGCAUACACUUGUAAUUUGGACACAAGUAUAAGUUAUAGUCCAGACUUGGAAACAUUCACAUACGUAAUAUCUGGCAUGCGCUUGAAAAGCAGUUUAUUUUUAAUUCAAAAUAAACAGUACAUAAACUGAGGUUGACUUAUUCUGUAGUAAACAAAACAGGUUUACUUUCAGCUCAGUUGGUACUGGGUUUUGAAGGUUGAGCCCUUCUCGGAUCCUUGGUCAGUGCUCAACCUGACAUGGUACUAUAAAGAGCAAACAUAGAUCUGGUUACACACAUUUAUUAGAAAUAGCUUCAUAACUGAAAGAAGCGUGCUGAUUUACAGGCUUUGCCUGUAAGUAGUACAGCUCUGAGAAGCAGUGCAGUUGUGCAGUCAGCCUCUGCCCACAGGGUGGUUCAAACUUCAUGGAUCCUGGCCUUGUGUGACAGUUCAGCACACUCGAUCUACAACUCUCUUCCUUGGAGGAGAAGCAGUUCAGACCACUCUAUGUCCAUCCUGAUCUUGACCAUGCUGCCAUGUUUUGACAGCUGCAGAAAACCCUUUGCUUCCACUUCAGUGCUUUUUAAGGAUGACUGUGGUCUUGCUUUCUGGAGUUUUUCCCUUUGUAAAAGUUCUUGUGUCUGUUUCCUUGAAUGUGAAUUCAUGAAGUUUACCUUUGAAUGUUCUCUCGUACUUCACACUGUUUCAGGCCAAAGAUAAAAUGCACCAUGUUUCAGAAGAUUUGUUGUGCUAAGUCUGGAGAAUGUCUUUAA